Triticum turgidum subsp. durum (durum wheat) is the source of this 1434-nucleotide messenger RNA. The record is from the annotation of a GenBank genome assembly. Lineage: Eukaryota; Viridiplantae; Streptophyta; Magnoliopsida; Poales; Poaceae.
AUGGCGGAGCACCGCCUGCCGACAACCGGCCCGCCCCCCGCGGCCGGGCCCCGCCGCCAUUCCCGACGGCCGCGGCGCCGUUGCCGCCUGCUCCUCCCCCCGACCUUCGCCCUGGCGCUCCUCUCCCUCGCCUACCUCUCCUUCUCCUCCCACGCCAGCCUCCCCUUCCACACGAUACACCAAGGUCCGGCCAACAGGGAGAAUGUUGGAAAGGGAAUGGAUAAGAGAGACAAACGCAAUACCACUGUCAAGGAAAAUAUCUCUAUGACUAUAGACAAGUCAGAACCCUUCAUCAAAGGAAGAAAGAAAAAGCAUUAUGGGCCCUGUGAAAUUGAGUUUUUGCCGUCGGUUGACAAUCUUGUGGAGCCUGCUGACUACAGCAAUUUUACACAGUUCUUGUUGAAGUAUAUCUUGAAUGAGGGACAUUUGAUUGGUAAUGGAUUUUUUGAACCAUUGUUUGCUGGGCACCAGAGUCUUCGGGAAAGAGAGGAAACAUAUUAUGCAAAAAACCAAAGUCUUCACUGUGGUUUUGUAGAUGGUCCAGAGGGUUACCCCAGUAGUGGAUUUGAUUUGGAUGAACAUGACAGGGCUUAUAUGGCUACCUGCCGUGUGGUGGUGUCAUCAUGCAUUUUUGGAGGCUCUGAUUACUUAAGGAGACCAACUAAAAGCAGAAUUGGCUCAUACUCUAAGAAGAAUGUGUGCUUCAUCAUGUUCCUGGAUGAGCUAACGUUGACAACCCUUUCCUCUGAAGGACACGUCCCUGAUGAAAAUGGAUCCAUUGGUCUUUGGAGAAUUGUUGUAGUUAAGAAUUUACCCUACAAAGAUAUGCGGAGAGCAGGAAAGGUGCCAAAACUUCUGGCUCACCGACUCUUCCCAUCUGCCUUGUACUCCAUCUGGUUGGAUAGCAAAUUGCGUCUUCAUGCUGAUCCAAUGCUUAUCAUUGAGUAUUUCUUAUGGAGAAAGAAAGCAGAGUACGCCAUUUCAGUGCACUAUGAUCGCACCUGUGUCUGGGAGGAGGUGCUUCAGAACAAGCGCUUAAACAAGUACAAUCACACUGCUAUCGAUGAGCAAUUUUACUUUUAUCAGUCUGACGGCCUUGUGAAGUUUAAUGCCUCUGGCCACGAUCCUGUUCUACCAAGUUAUGUGCCCGAAGGAUCUUUCAUCGUGCGUGCCCAUACACCAAUGUCUAAUUUAUUUUCAUGCCUUUGGUUCAAUGAGGUCAACCGUUUCACUUCACGUGAUCAAUUGAGUUUUACAUACACUUACUUGAAGCUCAGGAGAAUGAACGCUGGAAGAUAUUUUCAACUAAAUAUGUUUAAGGACUGUGAAAGAAGAGCAGUAGCUAAACUGUUCCAUCACCGAACUAAUGGAUCUACAGAUCCACCCCCAACAAACCUUCGUACGGAUAAAAAUCAUUCAUCGAUGCCAAGCUAA